Clonostachys rhizophaga is the source of this 705-nucleotide messenger RNA. Lineage: Eukaryota; Fungi; Ascomycota; Sordariomycetes; Hypocreales; Bionectriaceae. The record is from the annotation of a GenBank genome assembly.
AUGGACUGGACAUACAUAUCCCAGACCCUCUUGGGGGUAAUUUAUUUUAUUUUAUUUCUUCUUUCGCUCAAUGUUGCUUUCGACAUUGCGAUCAUCACGCAUCGCGCGUUGGGAUGCAAGUUGGGUGGGAUUCUCAGCCGUUUAUGGUGGAUGAGGUGUUCAGCCGUGAUCCUUUUCACGUGGCAUGUGGCCUUCCUUGCUGGCGUCUUGUUAGACCUUUACAGCCCCAAGUACUGGAAUUUUGACACCAUUAGCCAACAAGAAACAAGAAUCUCGAAUAUAUUGUUGGCGGAUGAACUAUGUUAUCGCCAGAUGAUCAUAGGUGAAAUAUGGUUUUGUGUGUUGAGUUUUUCUUAUCUACAGACAAGAUACCUGAGAGCCGCAAUGUUGCACCUUGUUCCCGUCACCAUCGGCAUUCUUCUCAGGGAGUGGGCCAAGAAGUCAGAAAUACCAGAUUUAUCACCGAGUGGUGACAUCUGGGGAUCGGUUUGUAUAAUCAUACAACUGUUUCUCGCUAUGCACCUCUGGAAACAAAGUCCUAAGGUCGAUGGGGGUAUGCGAGACAAUGAGAAAGGCUGUGUCUCCGCCUGUGAUUUAUACGAUAGAGCCCAACAUCGAAAACGUAAUGGUGCAGAUCGCUGGAAACCAUCGUUUGGAUGGAAGCUGUUCAACAUCAGUCUGUGGAAAGGGCAGUCGCCGCUAUGA